Molecule: messenger RNA, 1704 nt
Organism: Dermatophagoides pteronyssinus (European house dust mite)
Lineage: Eukaryota; Metazoa; Arthropoda; Arachnida; Sarcoptiformes; Pyroglyphidae
Product: heat shock protein homolog pss1-like
Source: RefSeq, a predicted model, not a curated record
AUGAGUAUAAUAGGUAUUGACAUAGGCACACUUUAUACUAAAGUUGCAUCAGUUGGUAAAUCAGGAAUUAGAACGUUAGUAUCAUACACCACAAAAGAACGUUUGGUUGGAGAUGCUGCUUUUUCCCAGUUAAGCUCGACUUAUAAUUGCUCUGCAAGAGGUUUUUUCAAUUUGAUCGGAGCUACUAUAAAUAAUAACGACCUGAUAGAACAUGAAUCCCUAUACACAAUGUGUCGAUUAAGUUUAGAAAAGGAAAAUAACUUCGUCUCGUUUAAUGUAGAAAAAUCCAACAGUGUAACUGCUGUAGAAAUAUUAAUUCCUUUUCUCAAAAAAAUUAAAAUAAUGGCCGAACAUUACUUAAAAACUCCUGUUUUGGGAGCAGUUAUUGCAAUUCCGGUAUGGUUCGGUAUUCCUGAAAUCGACAUAGUCAAAAAAGCGUGUGUUCUUGCCGGUUUAGUCUGCAUGAGCACAAUACCCCACACAUACGCCACCGUGCUUGACUUUGGUUUUUUCAGAAGAAAUAUUAUGCAAUCUGAAAACACUACUCGUGUUGGAUUUAUCGACAUCGGUUAUAGUCAAUGCUCCGUGACUGUUGCUGACUUUACCACAACUGGCACAACUGUAAUUUUAUCAAUACAGAGCAACGAACUGGGAUGCAGAGAACUUGACAGAUUGUUGGUCGAACACUAUCUACAAGAAUUCAACAAAAAGUUCAACUGUGACGCUUCUAUUUGCAAAAAAGCUAUUUUCAAACUAUCUGUCGCUCUUGAAAAAGUGAGAAAAGUACUUAGUGCCAAUACAAAUACUACAUUGAAUUUGGAAUGCUUUUUCAAUGACAACGAUUUCAAGACUACAAUAACUAGAGAAGAAUUCGAACAAAUAUCCGAGUCCUAUCGUGAGAAAUUGCAAAAAUUCUUUAAUUUUACUAUGGCAAGAUUGGCAGAUAUUGAUGACAGAAAGAUAAAUUCUUUAGAAGUGAUUGGAGGUGGAACUAGAGCUCCAUUUGUCAUAAAAUGUAUUGAAUCUUGUUUUUCUUUGCGACUUUCAAGAACUUUGAGUUCGGAAGAAUGUGUAGCCCGAGGUGCUGCUAUUAAGGCAGCAACUUUAGAUCCUCGUUUCAAAGUUGCCACUUUUAAUUUGCGUCAUUGUUUAGAUUCACCAGUUCUGCUAUUAUUUCCAAAGAAUUUCUCCGCUAGAGUCGCGCAAUGUGCUACAUCUGGAAUCAUAUUUAGUUUAUUUUAUAAUACAACAGCCAGUUUGAAAGUUGGUAAGGUCUGGAACGUUAUAGAUCCGCUUAAAUCUUCCGGAAUAGCAUGUUUUAAUUAUCCAAGUCUUUAUUUUGAUUAUGAUUACUUAGAAAACCUAGAUUUCGAUCAAUCAGACUGUUUAUCACAAAUCAUGUCUGCUGAGAAUCUAAUGCCCAUUUACAUUGAAGAACUCAAUGAAAAAAUUAUUCAUUUAGAGAUAAUUCACGACGAAAAAGCGCUAAUUAUUUUUAAUGAAGCGGGUGCUGCCGCUUUAUAUUCUUAUAAUCUUAUUAAUGGUAGUUUAGAAUUGGAUUUAAUUAACCAGUUUGAAAUUCUAUUUUCAGAAGUUAUUAUUAAAACUUAUAAAAACACAUCACACGGAAAUUAUAUUGCUUUAAUAGGUUCAGAAAAUAGUCUUAAAUUAUUAAAGAAGAUCCUGUAUUCAUUAGAAAAAUAA